Molecule: messenger RNA, 204 nt
Organism: Necator americanus (New World hookworm)
Lineage: Eukaryota; Metazoa; Nematoda; Chromadorea; Rhabditida; Ancylostomatidae
Exons: 1
Coding region: 1-204 (67 amino acids)
Source: RefSeq, a predicted model, not a curated record
AUGGGACUCAACCAACAGACCGGUGUGCUCGAAAAAAUGGUAUCAUUCCGCGAAACUAACUUCGACGACGGUAAUCGUUUGCCAGACCGAACUUCAUCAUUCGUCUCAAAUUUGAAAGGAAUCACUGACGUCACCAGCUCACGAGGCAAGGAUCAACCUCUUCAAUGCUUGGGUGCACUGAAGAAAAAGAAGAAAUAUAGUUAG